GGCCCAGGCGUGGGAGGUCACGUCCCUUUUUUAAAAUCGAUUUACCCAUCAGGUUUUGGGGUAUAUUGAUUACAUUAUGUGGUUAAAUAAGCGGGAACAGUGUGACACUGGUUUAGUUUCAAGGAGCUCUCUGCACGUCGGCAAAUCCUUAAGUCCUAUUGCGCUUCAGCACAGCAAGUCGACGCCGAGCCCAGGGAGGGGAGCUUGGAGAUUUCGGGCCAUUACGCUUUCGGAGUUUGACUUUCGAAAUGAAAAGAAUGAAAAUGUAUUUCCCACGACAGCGCAUGAAAGGGUUUUUGAGUUAGCAAAAAAUUGUUCGGCAUACUUGUUGAACUUUUUUUGACCGAAAAGCCUCAAGAUGGCGGGCGCUAAAUAAUCCCUGUAAUCAAGCGAUAUCAUAAAGUGAAGAAGGAUCCUGUGUUUUUACCUGUUAAAACAACGUCAUUCUUUCUACAGAUGGCUGUGUUGAUGUGCCUCCUGUCUGUGUUGGUGGCUGUCCCGAUGGUCUUCUGCUACCCAGGCUCUUUUAUGGACCUUGAUGAUGAACACAGUAACAGGACCUCGAUCCGCUUCCUGGCAGUAGGAGACUGGGGAGGACUUCCCAAUCCUCCUUUCUUCACCCCCAUUGAGUCAGCAACUGCAAAGGAGAUGGGUCGCAUUGCUGAGCAGAUGGGUGCUGACUUUGUGUUGGCGCUGGGUGACAACUUCUACUACAAGGGGGUUCGAGAUGUGAACGACCCGAGGUUCAAGGAGACCUUUGCGGAUGUCUUCACAGCACAGUCUCUGAACAUCCCUUGGUAUGUAAUUGCUGGGAACCAUGACCAUGCUGGUAAUGUGAAGGCCCAGAUUCAGUACAGCAGAGUUUCAGAAAGAUGGCGCUUCCCCUACUACUACUACGAGCUGAACUUCCGUGUGCCGCGGACAGACUCCACCAUGACCAUCCUGAUGGUGGACACUGUGCUGCUGUGCGGGAACUCGGAUGACUUUGAAGACCAGAAGCCGCAGGGUCCUGUGAGCGCCGUGGAGGCCAACCGGCAGCUGCAGUGGCUGGAACAGCGUAUGGCCGCUUCCAAGUCUGAUUUUCUGCUGGUGGCUGGCCACUACCCCGUGUGGUCAAUCUCAGAGCAUGGCCCCACAGAAUGCCUGCUGAAGAGACUGCGCCCCCUGCUGAUCAAGUAUAAGGCCACAGCCUACUUCUGUGGCCAUGAUCACAAUCUGCAGUACCUCAAGGAGACCGGUGUGGGUUAUGUGGUCAGUGGGGCUGGCAACUUCAUGGAGGAUGAUACACGUCACCGCAACUGUGUGCCCCAUGGCUCCCUGAAAUUCUUCAGUGGCCAGGAGUCUACCUUGGGUGGCUUUGUGCACGUGGAGGUCACCAAGAAGCAAAUGGUCAUCACCUACAUCCAGGCUAAGGGGUCGUCUCUGUACCGCACAACACUGUCCCGACGGGACCCAGAUGACUCCAACUCAGCUGACAUCUAGCAUGGAAAAGGACAGCAACCGGAAACAAUCGUACAAACAUGCCUGCGCUGAGAGAUGAAAACUUCACAGUCAGUGUGAGAGAGAGAGAGAUGUGAAAAUGCAGUUGGUAAACACUAGCUUUACAGAACUUCCAGUUUAAACCAAUUAAUUUCAAACUUAUGUGAAAGAUUACAUUUUUGGCUAUCAAAUGA
Messenger RNA from Scleropages formosus (Asian bonytongue), 1673 nucleotides. RefSeq names its product acid phosphatase 5a, tartrate resistant (gene acp5a). The transcript has 6 exons. Gene Ontology annotation, biological process: bone resorption. NCBI's taxonomy places the organism in Eukaryota, Metazoa, Chordata, Actinopteri, Osteoglossiformes, Osteoglossidae. Gene Ontology annotation, molecular function: acid phosphatase activity. The record is from RefSeq and is a predicted model, not a curated record. Bases 457 to 1482 code for a protein of 341 amino acids.